AUGUCGUCAAACGCCAAUUACGAGCCGGAUGCGAACCCAGGAAGCGUCGGUGCUAGUCCAGACAUGGGAGACAGUGGAAGUAUCGCCGGUGCAGCCGGGACAUCAUCAAACGACAUCGGGCUAUCUCAAGGUGGUCUGAUCGCCAUCAUUGUGGUUGUUUGUGUCGUCACAAUCUUCGGUGUCGGUAGCGCAGUUCUCUUCUUCCUGGCAAAGAAAAAUGAGUGGAAGGUCAGGGAGACCAUUCGAAAGUCGGCAAAGAGGGUCGUCACGGCUUUGACCCCACGACGCAGCGAGUUCCCCAGAUCGGUCAAGGGAUCUUUCCGAUCAACCAGAUCCCAACAUAAAGGCCGUGUAAGGAUCGAUGAUGUGCCACCAACCCCGCGCAUCAAGCCCGAGCACCUGGAUUUGGAAAAGGGCAUGGGGAAGCCGGAGAAGUCAGGAAAAACACGCAUCAACUUCAGUCGGAAGUGA
Molecule: messenger RNA, 471 nt
Organism: Neurospora hispaniola
Lineage: Eukaryota; Fungi; Ascomycota; Sordariomycetes; Sordariales; Sordariaceae
Exons: 2
Coding region: 1-471 (156 amino acids)
Source: RefSeq, a predicted model, not a curated record